This is a messenger RNA of Sorex fumeus (smoky shrew), 387 nucleotides long. RefSeq names its product coiled-coil domain containing 167 (gene CCDC167). The transcript has 4 exons. NCBI's taxonomy places the organism in Eukaryota, Metazoa, Chordata, Mammalia, Eulipotyphla, Soricidae. The record is from RefSeq and is a predicted model, not a curated record. Bases 24 to 317 code for a protein of 97 amino acids.
UGACGGGCUUCCCGGCGAGUAACAUGACCAAAAAGAAGCGGGAGAAUCGGGGCAUCGCGCUGGAGAUCGACGGGCUGGAGGAGAAGCUGUCCCAGUGCCGCAGGGACCUGGAUGCCGUGAACUCCCGGCUCUGUGAGCCAGAGCUGAGCCCAGAGGCCAGGAGGUCUCUGGAGAAGGAGAGGAAGAGCCUGAUGAGCAAAGCCUCCAAGUACGAGAAGGAACUCAAGCUGCUGCGGAAGGAGAACCGCAAGAACAUGCUGUUGUCCGUGGCCAUCUUCGCCCUCCUGAGCCUCCUCUUCGCCUACUGGAGCACGUGACCGGUCCUGCGCCCAGAGGCCCCUGCGCCCGCCCGGGCGGGCAGAAUGCCCCUGUGCCCCGUGGCGCGGC